Molecule: messenger RNA, 12809 nt
Organism: Lymnaea stagnalis (great pond snail)
Lineage: Eukaryota; Metazoa; Mollusca; Gastropoda; Lymnaeidae
Source: the annotation of a GenBank genome assembly
UCCAAGAAAAUUUCUCUUAAGCGAACGUGAUUGAGACAAAUUGAUAUUUAUUUGGUCAAAAUUUUGGUUUGAGGCUUCAAUGGCUCAGCUCAAGGAAAAAGAGGUUCUCAUACUGUCAGACUCACUGAGCAGUGCCAGCUUUAAAGCUGAAGAGAAGACCAGCGGUCACUAUCGGCCAGGACGCGGGGAGUUCUUUGAGAAGAGAGAGACCAGGUUGGACGGAGACAAGAAAAAAGUCACUUACAUCUUACAGACAUCCGACACACAUGGGUCACCUGCCAGGUAAUUGCUUACACCUUGCUUUGCUCCAGGACAACUGGUUCACAUCCAAGGCUGUUAAUCACGUACCGUAGCUAAUCUUCUGUAUUAAUUUGAACACAUUCUGAGAUGUGGCCGAUGAGCAUCUAAACAAUCUGGAAUCACUGUGCUUUUAAUGUGAAGCCAUUCUAUAAUCUGUUUAUAGAUAUAGAAUGUGUAUUUACAACCUGAAGAAUGGUGUGCUGUCAUGUCUUAAAAUGCCAUCAACCAUUACAUUUGAAUGUCAGCAUUAUUUUUCCCAGCCCCAACUCCUACCAUUGUUUAUCUGGCUGUGCCAAUUAAAUAUGAAACUGGAGUCUCAUGUUUCAAUACAAAUUUAAAAAAUAUAUGCACACUAAAAAGUUCCCCACCGAUUUCUAGUCAAAUGAUUCAUAGCAAUAUUGUCCAGCCAUACUUGAUGUUCCCCCAUCACAUCAGUAUUGUCCAGCCAUGUUCCCCCAUCACAUCAGUAUUGUCGAGCCAUGUUCCCCCAUCACAUCAGUAUUGUUGAGCCAUGUUCCCCCAUCACAUCAGUAUUGUCCAGCCAUGUUCCCCCAUCAAAUCAGUAUUGUCCAGCCAUGUUCCCCCAUUAUAUCAGUUUUGUCCAGCCAUGUUCCCCCAUCACAUCAGUAUUGUCCAGCCAUGUUCCCCCAUCACAUCAGUAUUGUCCAGCCAUGUUCCCCCAUUAUAUCAGUUUUGUCCAGCUAUGUUCCCCCAUCACAUCAGUAUUGUCCUCCCAUGUUCCCUCCACCCAUCCAACAACUCUUUAUUUUAAAAAAGAACCAACCAACUCUUCGUGUUAUUUUUGUUACUCAAGUUUUCAAUCUUAUUUCCUCCACAGUGAUGAGGCCAUUGAAUCAAGUAAGUUUUUUUUAAAUAAUUUCUUUAAUUGAUAUGUCAAAUUUUUCAACCAUUCAAGCUGUCUUUAAGUUGCUUUAAAAAAAAAAAAGAAAUAUCUCUACUGCUAAUGUUUAGUGCAUAACAACUUCAAGUGAUUAAUGAUAAAGAACCAAUACUAUUGUUUUCCCUUGAUUAAAUGUAUUUGAAGUGAUAUUCUAUAAUGAUCACUUUGUUGUGGUGGGCACUGGAACUGGAAGGUAAAAACUAAUGAAAUGUGCUGGUGAUGCAUUAAGGAAAAGUAGCUGUAGGCCUACAUAUUUAUUAAAACUUUUGGGUGGUCAUAUACUUUUUUCAACACUGCAUGCUUUCAACCAUUUCUGUUUUGUUUUUGUGAAAAAAUUAAUUGCAUGGUCAUCUCCCCUCCAUUAUAAUGUAACUAUGAGCAAGAAUCGUUAUUAAAAUGGAUUUUUGCAAUUUGGAAGAAAAAAAAUUUAAAAUCUACCCAAUAGUAGUCAUCGACCCUGUGAAAAGGGCGUGUUCCAUAUUUGUCAUCAUUGAGUGGUAGGUUUGCAGUUCUAUUUCUAAUCCAAUGAAGGAAAAUAACCUCGACAAGAAAAGGUCUUGAUUAGGUUAAUUAAAAAUCAAGUAAUCAAGCUCUUGCCAGACAAUCUCAGCUUAUAAUAUAAGACCAUUUCAGCUUAUCAUAAGAUGAUCUCAGCUUAAAAUAAGACCUUUUCAGCUUAUAAUUAGACCAUUUUGGCAUAUCAUAGAUGAUUUCAGCUUAUCUUAAGAUGAUCUCAUCUUAUGAUAAGACCUUUUCAGCUUAUCAUAAGGUGAUGUUAGCUUAUCAUAAGACAGUUUCAGCUUAUUAUACUUAAUGUUUUCUGCCAUUCACUAUUGAAAUGAUGAUCUUCUUUUGAUAGAUCUUAGCAUACGUGUUGGUUUUGCUUCAGUACAAAUGUACAUUUUUUGUAAGGCCUAAUGUAAAAUAUGUUUUUGUUUGUUUUAUAUUGUUGUUGUUGUGUCCAGGUGACAGCCACUGCCACUCUCAGAUCAAGAAGGGAGAGUUUGACAAGAAAGCCAGGACCAAGCUGAUUCUGGCCAGUGUCCUGUGCUUGUUGUUCAUGACCGGGGAGAUGGUUGGUAAGUGAUGCAUUGCCAGUUUGGUGAGAUGUGCUUUGUUUUAUGGGUAUGGAUCUGUACAAGAAAUUUAUCAAUAUUUGAUUUUAAAACUCCCCAUACUAGUACUCUGAUGGUCUUAGUGCUCCCAUGCUCUGAGUGCUCCCAUGAUCUUAGUGCUCCCAUGCUCUUAGUACUCCCAUGCUCUGCAAAGCCAGCUUCCUUGACACGUUUUUUUUUUAAAUCGGGAAAUCCAAACCAUGGAUUUAUUUUUUUUUGCUAUGAAUUUUUGUUGCUGAUUUGAUUUUGUAUUACUGCCUCAAUAGACCCCACGAUGCUUGUUUAUAUUGAAAUUUAUUGUGUUCAUAGAAACAAUCAGGCCUUCACUGUAAUCACUCAAUUCAAUCAUUAUUUUGUUCAUGUUCUGUUUAAUAUUUAUUACUUCAAUAAUGACAAUUUGUAUUUACCCAUUUUUCUCAACUAGGGUGGCCAGGUUUUUUAAGGAGUCGGGGGACAUGAAUUAUGAUUUUCAGAGCUUAUGAAAACAAAAAAAAUGGCUGAAUUUUUAAGAUAUUACAAAUAUGAAAGUUCACUAAGAACUCCAUUAAAUAAUAAGAUCUAACAACCCUACGCUAGACCUGAAAACACAAAACUCUACAACGCAUGGAUUUAUUAGUUUGAUUAAAAUUAAUUACACAAUUUAUAAAAUAUUACAACUAUAUUACCUGAUUUAAAUUUUUUUUCAGUUGUGUUUUUAUAAUGCAUCUCAGUUUUCUUACACCACACAAUUGAAUAUUCACAUAUGCUGAUUUAUGGUUGUCAUUAUGACAGUGUUGGCUCAAACUGUUAUUUAUUAUUAUACAGGUGGCCUACUGGCCCACAGUCUUGCCAUUGUUUCUGAUGCUGCCCACCUCCUGACAGAUUUUGCCAGCUUCAUGAUCAGUCUUAUGGCCCUUUACCUGGCCCACCGGCCUGCUACCAAAAAACUCAGUUUUGGAUGGUACAGAAUAGGUAUACUUUAUAAUUGAUUAGUUUACAUGGUACAGAAUAGUUCUCCUUUAUACUAAAAUAAUAGAUAAGAUGGUAUAGAAAAGGUAUGCUUUAUAGUAACAUAAUAGUUAAGAUAAUACAGAAUGGGUAUACUUAAUAAUUAAUAAGUUUAUAAGGCACAUCAUAGUUAUACUUUAUACUAAAAUAAUAGUUAAGAUUAGACACAAUUGGUAUAAUUAAUUAGUAUAUUAAGGCACAGAAUGGUUAUACUUUAUAUAACAGAUAAGAUGGUACAGAAUGGCUGUACUUGAUUUAAAGAAUCAGCUUUAAUGAGUGAAUUGUAUAUAAUGUGAUGCUGAAAAAUUUUAUUAAAAAACUUGUGUUUUAUGUUUGCUCUAAAUCAUCUCUAUUUAUAUUGAGGUACAUAAAUCUUUCUUUCCUUUUUCAAUGUGUUUUUAUUUGUUUCCAGAUUUAAAAUCUUCCCACUUUAAAAAAUAAAAAAAAAAAAAAAAUAUAAAUAUUUUUUUUUUUUUUUUUUUCAUUUUUUUUUUUUUUUUUCCAAUUUUUAAAAUUUUCCCUUUUUAAAAAAAAAAAAAAAAGAAUUUCAAUGUUGUUGCUUUUAUUCAAGUAUUUUUUUUUUUAAUUUUAAAAAAUUUUUUUUUUGAGAUGACUACCCAAUACUUCAAUCAUAUUGACACAACUAAUAUUACAAAAUUCAUCAUUUGACACAUAGGAAAUACAAGUGUGAUUACAUGACAAUGUGUGAUGAUUUCAUAUAUUUUGUAGACAUGGAAUAGGCUAAGAAAUUAUUGAAAAUAUAUUCAUUGAUGUUACGCAUCAGGCGAUUACGUAAUUACAAUGUUACAUAUAUUUCAGAAAUUCUCGGAGCUUUUGUCUCAAUUUUGAUGUUGUGGGUGCUGACUGGGAUCUUGGUGUACUCUGCUGUCCUGCGCAUCAUGGAGGACAGCUACGAGAUCAAUGCAACCAUCAUGUUGAUAACGGCAGCCACGGGGGUUGCCUUUAAUAUAGUGUGAGUAGUUGGGGACCUGCUUGGGGUUUCUGCCAUCACUGUAAAUACAAUUAGAGAGUAGGUCAGUGAGUGUAAACAGCCUCAGUCAGUAGAUCUAAUAGUGUACACAUUCUCAGUCAGUAGGUUUAACAGUGUACACAUCCUCAGUCAGCAAGUCUAACAGUGUACACAUUCUCGGUCAGUUAGUCUAACAGUUUACACAUUCUCAGUCAGUAAGUCUAACAGUGUACACAUUCUUCAUCAGUAGGUCUAACAGUGUACACAGCCUCAGUCAGUAAGUCUAACGGUGUACACAACCUCAGUCAGUAGGUCUAACGGUGUACACAACCUCAGUCAGUAGGUCUAAUGGUGUGCAAACCUCAGUCAGUAGGUCUAACGGUGUACACAACCUCAGUCAGUAGGUCUAACGGUGUACACAACCUCAGUCAGUAGGUCUAACAGUGUACACAACCUCAGUCAGUAGGUCUAACAGUGUACACAUCCUCAGUCAGUAGGUCUAAUGGUGUACAAAACCUCAGUCAGUAGGUCUAAAAGUGUACACAGAGUGUCAUAAGAUUAAAGAGUGGGACUAGGCAUGAGAUGUAAAAGGAUUAAUCAUUAUCCCUUAGAAAUCGUUCAGUCUCUUCCCUUCUGUGUCCAGUAUGAGAUAUUUUAAUUUAUAAUUCAAGGAAGAUCUUUUUACUUAGUUUUUUAUUUAUUUGUAGUCUAGGCACAACACUGCACCAACACUCACACGGUCAUGGUGGGGGUCAUGGUCACAGCCAUGGUGGUGGCCAUAGUCAUGGUGGAGGUCAAGGUCAUGCCCAUGGUGGAGGUCAAGGCCAUGCCCAUGGUCGAGGUCAUGACAAAGGACAUGGGGGCCAUCACUCAAACGGUGGGCCGGAUCACACAGCUGAGGCCAACCACGCCUCUUCACUAUCCACACCGAGGCCCAGGAGUUACGGAAGCAUCGGAGAUGAGGAAAUGGGGGGAGGUGCAAGGAUCACUGACAGCGAGACAGCGCCACUCGUUCAGUUCAAGGAACCUGAUCAUAAGAGCCACGGACGGGAGUCUAACAUCAAUGUCAAGGCGGCAUUUAUACACGUCAUAGGUGACCUUUUCCAGAGUGUGGGAGUUCUGGUGGCUGCUUUCAUAAUCUACUAUAAGGUAAGUCAACAAAACAUGCAAUGAGUUCAACUCUUUCACUGCUGAAUUAUUUUAUCAAAAAAAAUGUACAUUUUUUUUCAAAGAGCGAAAAAGAGUGAGAAGUUGGGUUUAUUAAAAAUAAUUUUGAAUUUUUUUUUUUGGUUUAUAAAAUAAACUUGGUAUCAAAUGAAAGAUAAUUGAAAGCACCAUAUGUUUGUAAACUUAUUUCUUCAGUUUAAGUAAAAUAAGUUACAGAAAAGAACCAAAAAAUGUGAAAUCAUUUUAUGCUAAACCAUUUUUUACCCAAAUCCUAUUGAUGUACGCAUUCCUCAUCUUCACUUCCAUAACUCAAAUCCUCUAAAACUACUACUAUCGGAAUCAUGUGAUGGAUCCAAAUAUAAAUCGUCUUCACUAUCAAAAGAAAUAGUAUAAAACAAUUCCAAAGCUUUUUGAGCUGCUAAUCAUCUAGGAAACUUAUUCACCUACUAGGGCCUAGAGUAGCCAUAGCAACAGAAGAAAAAAAGCCAAGAAAAUCAUUAAAAUAAAGCUUCAAAUGAAAAUAAAUAUAUCAUAAUAUAUAAACAAUGAAGUACCACUCUUCUAUGUAAAGGUCUUAUUUAAAAAUAGCUCUUAAAAGUUUGACUGAGAAAUAGCAAAGAAACAAACUCAGUGUAAACUCCUACAUUUGAUAGCCCUAUAAACAUCAACAAAUAUCAGUGGAUUCUCAACAUGGAUUUAACACUGAGUUUUGUGGUCUACAACAUAUCUCGCAGUCUGAACAUACCUAUUAAGAAUCCAUUUUGUUCUUAAAGUGUCAUAAUGCAUGACAGAUAUUUGAAUUUCUUAAUUGUAAACAAUGUUUUUUUUAAAUAUCUAAAUGACAGCCGGAAUGGAAGAUAGCAGACCCCAUCUGUACAUUCAUGUUUUCAUUAUUUGUGCUCAUCACUACCAUCACCAUCAUGAGGGAUAUUGUUGUGGUGCUUAUGGAAGGUAAGCAAUUCGGAUAGGGAUCUGUAUGAUAUAAAGACACAUGAGCAUUUAAAACACGGAAAUAAAAACACGGAGACACAUUAGCUAGCGAGGACAGAGAUCCAUACAGUUCCAAGACACUGGAGCUAGCUAGGAUAGGAAUCCAGCUAAGACACUAGAGCUAGCUAGGACAGGGUCCAUACAGUACUAAGACAGUGUAGCUACUUAGGACUGGGAUCCAUACAGUACUAAGACACUGGAGCUAGCUUGUACAUGUAUCCUUACAGUACUAAGACACUGGAGCUAGCUUGUACAUGUAUCCUUACAGUACUACAACACUUGAGCUAGCAUAGACAUGUACCCUUACAGUUACAGUACUAAGACACUUGAGCAUUAUAGUUCCAGUAACAACCACACUAGAUAAAUGUGGACACGAAAGACUGACUUGACUAUGAUUGACUCUAAAACUGAAACGGAAAAGAUCUCAUGUAAAGAUUGGAAAUGCACAUCAUGUACUCACAAGUUUAUUUGAUCUUGUCAUUUAUAAUACGCCCAAAGGAAUCAAGAAAUCUAUUUUUACCAAGAAAUUUAUACUUUUAAAAGUAAUGAAAACACACUUGAUAUGUAAAGAAAACACACUUGAUAUGUAAAGAAAACACACUUGAUAUGUAAAGAAAACACACUUGAUAUGUAAAGAAAACACACUUGAUAUGUAAAGAAAACACACUUGAUAUGUAAAGAAAACACACUUGAUAUGUAAAGAAAACACACUUGAUAUGUAAAGAAAACACACUUGAUAUGUAAAGAAAACACACUUGAUAUGUAACAAACUAUUUCAGGCCUAUUUAAUUUUAAUGGGAUUUUUCCCCUCUAGAGGUUGACCAAAGUAAUAAAAGGAAAAAUAAUCAAAUGUUAAACUUUUGGCCCAGAAAACUAAGGCUUCUUUGAAAUGUCUUAUUUGUAUUUUGUCCUGUUGAAUUUCUAAUCCAGGCACCCCAAGGGGCAUCAACUUCAUUGACGUCAGAGAAACAUUUUUCCAGGUGGAGGGAGUUCUGGAUAUCCAUAACCUGAGGGUGUGGUCACUCACCAUGGAUAAAAUAGCUCUGUCGGUUCACCUGGCCGUUGGUAAGUAGCCUACGCGAUGGCUGGUGAAUGAACAAGAUAUAAAACAACAACUCACUUAACACACCCCCCCCCCCCCACGAAGACAGCAAACCACUGGUAUAGGAAAAUAAUACAAGAGAUCAAAUAAAGCUGCUUCCUUCUCUAACAGAGAUCCCUUCCUUUUCUAAAACUAGAGCUACAUUGACUUUAUUGAGAUCUUCUAACACACACGUCGAUAGAGCCACAUUGACCUUUGAGAUCUUCUAACACACACGUCGAUAGAGCCACAUUGACCUUUGAGAUCUUCUAACACACACGUCUAUAGAGCUACAUUGACUUUAUUGAGAUCUUCUAACACACACGUCUAUAGAGCUACAUUGACUUAUUGAGAUCUUCUAACACACACGUCUAUAGAGCCACAUUGACCUUUGAGAUCUUCUAACACACACGUCUAUAGAGCCACAUUGACCUUUGAGAUCUUCUAACACACACGUCGAUAGAGCCACAUUGACCUUUGAGAUCUUCUAACACACACGUCUAUAGAGCCACAUUGACCUUUGAGAUCUUCUAACACACACGCCUAUAGAGCUACAUUGACUUUAUUGAGAUCUUCUAACACACACGUCUAUAGAGCUACAUUGACUUUAUUGAGAUCUUCUAACACACACGUCUAUAGAGCUGCAUUGACUUUAUUGAGAUCUUCUAACACACACGUCUAUAGAGCCACAUUGACUUUAUUGAGAUCUUCUAACACACACGUCUAUAGAGCCACAUUGACCUUUGAGAUCUUCUAACACACACGUCUAUAGAGCUACAUUGACUUUAUUGAGAUCUUCUAACACACACGUCUAUAGAGCCACAUUGACCUUUGAGAUCUUCUAACACACACGUCUAUAGAGCUGCAUUACUUUAUUGAGAUCUUCUAACACACACGUCUAUAGAGCUACAUUGACUUAUUGAGAUCUUCUAACACACACGUCAAUAGAGCCACAUUGACUUUGAGAUCUUCUAACACACACGUCUAUAAAGCUACAUUGACUUAUUGAGAUCUUCUAACACACACGUCUAUAGAGCUACAUUGACUUUAUUGAGAUCUUCUAACACACACGUCUAUAGAGCCACAUUGACUUUAUUGAGAUCUUCUAACACACACGUCUAUAGAGCCACAUUGACCUUUGAGAUCUUCUAACACACACGUCUAUAGAGCUACAUUGACUUAUUGAGAUCUUCUAACACACACGUCUAUAGAGCUACAUUGACUUAUUGAGAUCUUCUAACACACACGUCUAUAGAGCUACAUUGACUUAUUGAGAUCUUCUAACACACACGUCUAUAGAGCUACAUUGACUUAUUGAGAUCUUCUAACACACACGUCUAUAGAGCCACAUUGACUUAUUGAGAUCUUCUAACACACACGUCUAUAGAGCUACAUUGACUUAUUGAGAUCUUCUAACACACACGUCUAUAGAGCUACAUUGACUUAUUGAGAUCUUCUAACACACACGUCUAUAGAGCUACAUUGACUUAUUGAGAUCUUCUAACACACACGUCUAUAGAGCUACAUUGACUUAUUGAGAUCUUCUAUCACACACGUCUAUAGAGCUACAUUGACUUAUUGAGAUCUUCUAACACACACGUCUAUAGAGCUACAUUGACUUAUUGAGAUCUUCUAACACACACGUCUAUAGAGCUACAUUGACUUAUUGAGAUCUUCUAACACACACGUCUAUAGAGCUACAUUGACUUAUUGAGAUCUUCUAACACACACGUCUAUAGAGCUACAUUGACUUAUUGAGAUCUUCUAACACACACGUCUAUAGAGCCACAUUGACUUAUUGAGAUCUUCUAACACACACGUCUAUAGAGCCACAUUGACUUUGAGAUCUUCUAACACACACGUCUAUAGAGCUACAUUGACUUUAUUGAGAUCUUCUAACACACACGUCUAUAGAGCUACAUUGACUUUAUUGAGAUCUUCUAACACACACGUCUAUAGAGCCACAUUGACUUUGAGAUCUUCUAACACACACGUCUAUAGAGCUACAUUGACUUAUUGAGAUCUUCUAUCACACACGUCUAUAGAGCUACAUUGACUUAUUGAGAUCUUCUAACACACACGUCUAUAGAGCUGCAUUGACUUUAUUGAGAUCUUCUAACACACACGUCUAUAGAGCUGCAUUGACUUUAUUGAGAUCUUCUAACACACACGUCUAUAGAGCUACAUUGACUUUAUUGAGAUCUUCUAACACACACGUCUAUGAUUUUAUAUAUCUAACUAUCUGCUUGUUUCUUGUUUUGCAAUGUCUGCUAAAAAAGGCAUCUUGGCAAAAAUGUCCUGUCUUUGUCCUGUCUUUUUCAUUUCAAGCCUAAACUUGUCCUGUUCCUCUAUGUCCUUCACAAUGCAUGAAUGCAGUCCCUCAGUUAUUAAUCCACUCCACUUUAUUUCAUGUAACUAUAUCACAAAAGAUAUUUGUUCAAAAAAAUGUAUAAACUCUACUCUACGGCUUAUGUCGAGUUGUUCCCUUUGACUGAGAUUUGAAUGGGUAAAAUGGAUAAGCCCCCUGGGUUGAAUGGUUGAAUGACAUUCACUUCACUUAUUUUUGUGCUGUCAUUGUUCAAGUUUUUCAUUUGUGUACAUUUGACCCUGUUAUAAUGAACUAGAAACAGGCCCCCCAAUCAAUAGUGACGGCUGUUAGUGAACGUCCCAUCUACCAAAGCUACUUGACAAAACAUGCAUUCAAGUACCACACAUUAUCAGAAUCCCCUCACUAGGUACCACCGCACACUUUUGCCACACUCCCCGUCAUGUCUCGGCCCCCUUUUCAUUUCUACAGCUGUUUGCAUAAAACAAAAGAAAACUUAUCCCGCCAAACGGGUUUGUGGGAUUUUUACAAAUCUCAUAUAGCGCAGUUAUCAGGAAUUUAAAUUUACUGGCACUUGAACACAGCGUUACAAAAUACAAACCUAGAGAAUCUUGAGUUGUGUUAAUUAUAAAAAUGUAAUCUCAAACAAGAGGCUUUUAAAUUAAUCAUAGGUUGUUUGUUGAUUUUUUUUUUAGAAAUUCAAAUAAUGAAGGUAAAAAAAAUUACUGUACCAAUAUUGAUCUAUUGACUUAUUCCCCCCCACCACCCCCCCCCCACACACACACUCAUACACCUACCAUCUCAUCCAAAAUGUAGACAAGAAUGCUGACCCUCACAGAGUGCUUAAAAUGGCCUCCCUGGCCAUCCAGCAGUUUUUUUUUAGAAAUUCAAAUAAUGAAGGUAAAAAAAAUUACUGUACCAAUAUUGAUCUAUUGACUUAUUCCCCCCCACCCCCCCCCCCCCCACACACACACUCAUACACCUACCAUCUCAUCCAAAAUGUAGACAAGAAUGCUGACCCUCACAGAGUGCUUAAAAUGGCCUCCCUGGCCAUCCAGCAGAAGUUCAAUAUAUCUGAGACCACCAUGCAGAUAGAGGAGUAUGUGGAUGAGAUGUUGGAUUGCCGAGACUGCCAAGGGCCGAAAUUAUAACCUUUUUUAUUUCUACCCACAGUUACGUCAUUUUGUUUGCCAUGUUAAGUUUCCCAUUGCCUUAUCAGGAAUUCUUCUAUUAAUCAUGUUUCAUCACUGUGUACUUCAUGAAGAAGUACUUGACAAUUUAAAGCCUUUUUAUAUGUUUAUAAGAAACUCAAUGCAAUAUUUACAAGAGCACAACUGAACUUUGGUCUGGUGAUGCUUUGGACCGUGCUCAAAAUUGUCUAUAGAAAUAAUUAAGUUGUUCUUUUGGUCUUUAGAUGUUCAAUAUUAUUUAGUUUAACAGUUGUUAAUAUUUUUUAGUUUAUUUUUCAAAAAUAGCUUCUGGUUGUUUUUUUAAUAAUUUUUCUGACAUAAUUUUGUAUUCUUAAAUAGAGCUCCUUUUAUUUUGUACAGAUAAUAUUUUAAAAUUAAUCAUUUCCACAGUCCAUAAAAUUCUUAUAUUAAACACUGGCAUAUUGAGAACUGCUGCUUAGUAUGGCUGGGGUAUACUUUUAUAAGAAUAUUUAAAUAACAACUGAUCAUGAAAAGUGACCAUGUUUGACAACACAAGGCUUCCCUUGCAGAUAUUAUAAGAAUAAUUUUCAGGUAUUUUAAGAAUAAUUUGGGACUGGUCAAGUGUGUUAAUACAUUACCAGUUGCAGGGUGUUCAGAUUUGGGGCACUUUGAUUAAUAUAAUUAUCCCCACCUGUCUAUACCCCAUCUGUAUAUACCUCACCUGUCCCUAUCCCACCUGUCCAUACCCCACAUGUCCAUUUGCCACUUGUCCAUAUGCCACUUGUCCAUACCCCACAUAUCCAUAUGCCACCUUUCCAUACCCCACCUAUCCAUACCCCAUCGGUCCAUAUGCCACCUUUCCAUACCCCACAUGUCCAAAUGCCACCUCGCUUUUCCCUAAAUAUCUGGCCAAAUGUAUCAUUCACUGCUGCCGGAAGCAUUCCCCCACAAAGAUCUCCAAAGUCAUUUGACAUCAACUUGAUUGAUGGAACAUAAGUGGUGGCCAUUUCAGAGUAUGUGGGGCAUCUGCAAUAAAUGUCCAAGAAUUCUGGAGCUUAUUUGAAUUUUUUCUUCUCCUAAACUAUAGUCAUUUUUUGGUGUGUGUAUGUGUGCAUUGGCUUUGCAUUGACUCAACAAAUUUCUUUUGUGACAUACAUUUUUUAUGCUUUAUGUGACUGAAGACAAAUGUGUUCCACUGCAGAAAAUGAGGACAAAAAUAAAACCUGAUCUCAUGGGAGAGACAAGAGUUGUGUGGGGGAUGUCAAGAAUGAAAAUGUUAAGUUUAAAUUUGUUGGGGGGUUUUUCCAUAUCUAUAAUACAUGUAUAUUUCAUAUGAUGGGUGUUUUUUAUUUUGAGUAUCCAUUCCAAAAGAGGUAGUAAUUUUAAUUAUUUUUUUUAAAGAUCUAAAACUACAUAAAUUUGUAUCAACCUUUUCAAAAAGAGGUUGAAUUAAAAUUUUAUUUUCUGCCAUGUUGUCAAGCAGGUUCAACUCUUUCAUAAUUUAUUUGAGCCAUGCUGAAUGUUUGUUUAAUAUUCAAACUUUCACCUUUUGGUUCACUAUUUAUCUAUGUGAAUUGCUAAGUCGCUAUGAUAUUAUACAUAAUAAUUUUAUACCUCUGAUAGUAUUUGGGUGUUGGUAAACAUUACUGUUAUGUACAUCCCUGAUAUUAAUUGUAUUUUAUUAACCUCACAUUCAUAUUUGUACAUUCCUUCUCAACGUUCUAAGUCCACAAAUAAAAUGUGUACUGUAAAGAAAAAAUGUUAAAAAAAACCUCUUAAAUGAUGUAUUUAAAUGAUGUAUUUAAAUGAUGUAUUUAUUAC